Molecule: messenger RNA, 3408 nt
Organism: Calliphora vicina (urban bluebottle blowfly)
Lineage: Eukaryota; Metazoa; Arthropoda; Insecta; Diptera; Calliphoridae
Gene: su(r)
Product: dihydropyrimidine dehydrogenase su(r)
Exons: 7
Coding region: 204-3320 (1038 amino acids)
Biological process (GO): 'de novo' pyrimidine nucleobase biosynthetic process; uracil catabolic process; thymine catabolic process
Cellular component (GO): cytosol; cytoplasm
Molecular function (GO): iron-sulfur cluster binding; NADP binding; dihydropyrimidine dehydrogenase (NADP+) activity
Source: RefSeq, a predicted model, not a curated record
UCGCUUCCAGUGUGAAGAACAAAAAUUUAUUUCGUUUUAUUUAAACUAGUGCCGUGUAUUUUGUAAAUACUAAAGUAAAUAAAAAAAAAGUGUUUGAACAAAAUUUAUUAAUAAUUUAUUAAGAAAAUAAAAAGAUAUAUAGACACAUAUUUCUUUAACAAAUAAAAGUUCUGAAAUAAACAAAGGAAGUUCGUUUUAACAACAUGAGUCCACCAGCAUUAUUAAGCAAAGAUUUGCCGGACAUUGAGAAUCUUUUAAGUUUAAAUCCCCGAGUGAAAACUAAAUGUACCGUGGUGCCAACUACUGAAACCAAAGUAAAUAAGAAGCAUUGGAAACGUAAUACAGAUCGCAGUUGUGCUUCUGGUCCCAAACUCAACAAUGACUUUGAGGACAUUAAGCACACAACUCUCUCGGAAAGAGCUGCCCUUAAAGAAGCCGCCAGAUGUCUGAAAUGUGCGGAUGCUCCCUGUCAAAAAUCCUGUCCUACUCAAUUGGAUAUUAAGAGUUUUAUUACAAGUAUUUCCAACAAAAACUACUAUGGUUCCGCCAAAGCCAUCUUUUCCGAUAAUCCAUUGGGUCUGACCUGUGGCAUGGUGUGUCCCACUAGUGAUUUGUGUGUGGGUGGUUGUAAUCUUCAGGCUUCCGAAGAGGGACCCAUUAACAUUGGCGGUUUGCAGCAAUAUGCCACCGAAGUCUUUAAGCAAAUGGGUGUUAGGCAAAUUGUGCCACCCGGCAUAAAGGCUCCCAAGCAAUUGGAAAAGAAAAUAGCCUUGUUGGGUGGUGGCCCAGCUUCUUUGUCCUGCGCCACAUUUUUGGGACGUUUGGGUUAUAAAAAUAUAACCAUUUAUGAAAAGCGUACCUAUUUGGGUGGUUUGAGUUCUUCCGAAAUUCCCCAGUAUAGAUUGCCUGUAGAUGUGGUCAAUUUUGAAAUACAACUUGUUAAAGAUUUGGGUGUCAAGAUUGAAACAAAUAGAGCGCUUUCAACUAAGGAUUUGACUGUUAAGCAUCUUCUUUCCACCGAUCAUGUGGUCUACUUGGGCAUUGGUUUGCCAGAACCUAAAGUAAAUCCCAUCUUUAAAGAUUUAGAUGAAUCUAUGGGUUUUUAUACCUCCAAGAGUUUCCUACCUAAGGUAGCUAAUGGCUCCAAGCCAGGACUUUGUGCUUGCAAGGCUAACCAAGCUUUACCUCAACUGUUUGGCAAUGUUAUUGUCCUGGGUGCUGGUGAUACUGCUUUCGAUUGUGCCACUUCUGCUCUGAGAUGUGGUGCAAAACGUGUAUUUGUGGUGUUCCGCAAAGGUUCCUCUGGAAUACGUGCCGUACCCGAAGAAGUCGAACUGGCUAGAGAAGAGAAAUGUGAAUUUCUACCUUAUCUCUCACCACGCAAGGUGUUGGUAAAGGAUAACAAGAUUACCGGCAUGGAAUUCUGUCGUACCGAACAGGAUGAAAAUGAUCAAUGGCUAGAAGAUGAAGAACAAACUACUAAAUUGAAGGCCAACUUUGUUAUAUCGGCUUUUGGCUCUGGUCUCUAUGACUCGGAGGUAAUAGAAGCCAUGGCACCUGUAGAGUUGGACAGGUGGAGUAUGCCCAAACUUAAUUCCAAGACUUUGCAAACUUCUGUACCUCAAGUAUUUUGUGGUGGAGAUUUGGCUGGCUCCGCUGACACUACUGUGGAAUCGGUAAAUGAUGGUAAAAUUGCAGCCUGGAGUAUUCAUUGUCAUUUGGAAGGUUUGCCUUUGGACACACCCGCUGAGUUGCCUUUAUUCCAUACUGAUAUUGAUAACGUUGAUAUUUCGGUGGAGAUGUGUGGCAUUAAGUUUGAAAAUCCCUUUGGUUUGGCCUCAGCUCCACCCACUACAAGUGCUGCCAUGAUAAGAAGAGCUUUCGAACAAGGCUGGGGUUUCGUGGUCACAAAAACAUUUGGUCUAGACAAGGAUUUGGUAACAAAUGUAUCACCUCGUAUCGUCAGAGGUACUACAUCUGGUUAUAACUAUGGGCCGCAACAAGGAUCCUUCUUAAACAUCGAACUGAUCUCCGAAAAGAAGCCAGAAUAUUGGUUCCGUGCCAUAUCGGAGUUAAAGAGAGAUUUCCCAACCAAAAUUGUAAUUGCCAGCAUAAUGUGUCAAUAUAAUGAAGACGAUUGGACUGAAAUGGCUACCAAAGCCGAAGCUUGUGGUUCAGAUGCUUUGGAAUUGAAUUUAUCUUGUCCCCAUGGUAUGGGUGAAUCUGGCAUGGGUUUGGCCUGUGGUCAAGAUCCAGUUUUAGUUGAAAACAUAUCCAAAUGGGUGCGUAAAGCUGUGAAAAUUCCCUUCUUUGUCAAACUCACUCCAAAUAUCACUGAUAUUGUGGGUAUUGCUAUGGCAGCCAAAAAAGGCAAUGCAGAUGGUGUAUCGGCUAUUAAUACCGUACAAGGUUUGAUGAGCCUCAAGGCUGAUGCCAGUCCUUGGCCAGCUAUUGGUGCUGAGAAGAAAACCACUUAUGGUGGUGUAUCUGGCAAUGCCACACGGCCCAUGGCCUUAAGAGCUAUUUCAUCCAUAGCCAACAAGUUGCCUGGUUUCCCCAUCUUGGGCAUUGGUGGCAUUGACUCGGGUGAAGUUGCUUUGCAAUUUUUACAAGCUGGUGCUACAAUUUUACAAGUUUGCUCUUCGGUUCAAAAUCAAGAUUUCACUUUAAUCGAGGAUUAUUGUACAAGUCUGAAGGCUUUGCUAUAUCUUAAAGCCAAUCCUCCACCAAAUAACGCCGCCUUCUGGGAUGGACAGUCGCCACCAACACCUAAACAUCAAAAGGGCAAACCCGUAAUGCAUUUAACUGGUGAAGGCAAUAAGCCUUUAGGUUUCUUUGGCCCUUAUUUGAAAGAAAGAGAAGAAAAACUUGCAAAAUUGCGUGAAGAAAAGGGACCUAUAUGGAAGAUUGAUGGUAGUGAUGAUGAUGCCGAUAUGAUGCCUCAAACUAAUGGUGGUCACGUAACACAAGCAGCUCCUAAAGUUAAGGAUAUAAUUGGACGUGCAUUGCCUCAUAUUGGUACAUAUAAGAAUUUGGAUAAUAAACAACAAAAAGUUGCUUUGAUUGAUGAUGAUUUGUGCAUCAAUUGUGGCAAGUGUUAUAUGACUUGUGCCGAUUCCGGUUAUCAAGCUAUUGAAUUUGAUCCGGUUACGCAUAUUCCACAUAUAAACGAUGACUGUACCGGUUGUACUCUCUGUGUAUCCGUAUGCCCCAUUAUCGAUUGUAUCACAAUGGUACCAAAAACCAUUCCACAUGUUGUCAAGCGUGGUCUAGGAGAAGAGAAACACUUCUAUACUCAUGCUCUGAGUCCAGUGCAAUAAAAUAAUUAUAUGCAAUUUUAAGAAAAACAAAAUGAUAUGUAUAUUAGUAGUCAAAUACAAAUAAAUGUUUGUGUAAUUAAUAACGGAA